AUGUUGAAAGGAACUUUUCAGCUUGUGCUCGGGCAGUUAGCUCAUAAUUCGAGGACAAAGAGGCUGCACACCAUCUCCUCCAGGAUCCGCUUGCCCCACUCAGUCCGGACAUCUGCCUCGCGGUGGCAGGUGGUGCUGAAGUCCAGCUCCGCUUGCAGCAACCCACAGGAUUACUCCGGAAGUGCCCUGUGA
Molecule: messenger RNA, 192 nt
Organism: Auxenochlorella protothecoides
Lineage: Eukaryota; Viridiplantae; Chlorophyta; Trebouxiophyceae; Chlorellales; Chlorellaceae
Exons: 1
Coding region: 1-192 (63 amino acids)
Source: RefSeq, a predicted model, not a curated record